CUCGUCGCGCGGCGGCGGUGUGGCCCGGCCCGGCGGCAGUCAAGGUGCCGAGUGCAGCGGAGUGCGGACGGACACGAGUUAUGCGCUUCGCUUCGACCCCUCGCCCUUCCAUAUCGAUUAUUUCCGCGGCAGAAAUAACCAAGUGGCCACAACAAACAACAACAACAACAACAAGUAACGGCUUGCGUCCUUGGCGGGGCGAGUAGUAAUUUUCUCUCUGCCUCUCUUCUGUUGCCAGGGCACUCUGCGCGCGCCCGAGCCAUGGCAUGAAGGGCUGCACCCUCUCGGCAUGGGCGCCACUGGGCGUUUGCCGGGCCUGGGCGAGCCGGGCCGAGACGUAGGCCGAGCCCCUGCCGGCUGUAGCUGGGGCAAGACCCACUGCCGGCGUGCCGGGGCCAGGGCCGCCAGGGCGCCCUAGCGGCCGAGCCGUGCGGCCGAGCCGUCUGCCGGCUGCUCAAUGCGGGUGGCCCGGGCGGUGGUGGGUCGGCGGCGCUACGCCGGCUACGCUGCCGGCUCGUGGCUGCGCACGCUGCUGCUGCUGUUCGUGGUGUCGUUCGUGUGGCUGCAGCUGCACCUGGCCGGCCUGGGGCUCGGCUUCAACGGGCGCGGCUGGCGCUCCAACGGCCAGGACGGCAGCGAGGCCAACGACUCGGCCGCCAUCCUGGCCAUGGUGCCGCAGGUGCUGCACAAGUACCUGAUGGCCAGGCCCCGCAACCAGACGCAGGCGGGGCCCGGAGGGGCUGCCGGGGCGUGGCCGCCCGCUCCGGGGAACGACAGCGUGCAGCGCUCGUUCGCC
Molecule: messenger RNA, 796 nt
Organism: Thrips palmi
Lineage: Eukaryota; Metazoa; Arthropoda; Insecta; Thysanoptera; Thripidae
Exons: 5
Source: RefSeq, a predicted model, not a curated record